AUGGUUCUACCGUCGAUCGCAUUGCUCAAAACCCCCUCGCCCGCGCCGUUGAGUGAUCCUUCAUCGGGAAGGGACUGCGAAUCAGAGGGUUCUAGUCUAGAGCUUCGGCUUCUAGCCUUGAACAACGCUCUAGGUCCCCUCGAGCUGUGGUCCACAAUCUUAUCCCAAGCAGUAAGGCAUGUUCACAAAACCAUGAGCACUGGCAAGGAUAAGAUCUCUGUUAGGAGGGACCGUAAUCAUGUUACUCGAAAUCAUCACCUUCACUCCCUUAUCUAUAUGCCAAUUGUCUCGAUCAAUCGCUUUCCUGGCUACAAGCUUUUAUCCUGGCUUGCCCACCAAAAUGCCGAAACCGAUGAGAUUGAGUCGUCGGGCCGCUACGAGAUCGUUCACAGUCGAAAGCGAAAAGGCGUGACUGUUGUCUGCCAAGGUUGGAUCUUCAAAUAUAUUGCUUCGAUCGGGGGCUAUCACGUGAAUUUACGGGCUGAGGCUCUCUUUUGUCCUUUGGAGUCGGUCUAG
This is a messenger RNA of Colletotrichum godetiae, 516 nucleotides long. RefSeq lists its product as uncharacterized. The record is from RefSeq and is a predicted model, not a curated record. The transcript has 3 exons. NCBI's taxonomy places the organism in Eukaryota, Fungi, Ascomycota, Sordariomycetes, Glomerellales, Glomerellaceae. The coding region runs from base 1 to 516 and encodes 171 amino acids.